AUGGGUCGCGAGGUCGAAUCCAGCGAGGUGGAGGUGGAGGUGGAGCCGUUACCCACGCCUCCUAAGUUCGAUCUGAACAUCGACUGGUCGCAAGUUAAUCUCGAGGCCCUUCAGUUGCCUGAAGGCGAGGAUUUCGACGUUAAGAGCGACGACGAGGAGGAGGAGCUGGAGGUGGUGGAGUCGGAGACGGGCUUCGGGAACGUCAUAGUCGUCGACAACCUGCCCGUCGUGCCGCCCGAAAAGUUUGAGAAGCUGCAGACCGUGGCCAAGAAGAUUUUCGGGCAGAUUGGGCUGAUUCGGGAGGGGGGGCUGUGGAUGCCCGUGAAUAAGGAGACGCAGAAGACAAACGGAUAUGCCUUUAUCGAGUAUGCCACUCCCCAGGAGGCGCAAGCGGCGCGGGAGCAGAUGGACGGGUACAAGCUGGACAAGGCGCACGUCUUCAAGGUCUCCAUGUUCGACGACUUCGAGAAGUACGCGCGCGUGCCCGACCAAUACGCGCCGCCGCCGCUCAAGGAGUACACGCCCUCGGAGAACCUGCAAUGGUUCGCGGCGGACGAGCGCGGGCGCGACCAGUUUGUGAUCCGCUUCGCGUCCGAGACCGAGGUGUACUGGAACGACGCGCGCGCCGCCAAGCCCGACCCCGUCUACCGCCGCACGGUAAGAGGGGGAGAUGGGGAGGGGGAGAGCCGCACGCCGCAGGGGGGUGAUGAGACGCGCGCACGUAAGGGAGAGGUGAUCGAGCAGCAUGGUAGGGGAGGGAUGAUUGACGCUAUCUCCCCUUUCUCCAACCCCCCUAACCCAACUCCAACCCCCCACUACCCCUUCUCCAACCCCCCCUCCCUCUACCCUCUCCCCCCACCCUCUCCCCCCACUCAAUUGAAUGCACCAUCCCUUCUCGCCCCUCGCCUCCUUCCCACAACCCCCACCUCCCCACUCCUUUCAGUUUUGGACGGAGAGUUUCGUGCAGUGGUCCCCUCUGGGCAGCUACCUCGCCACCAUCCAUUGCCAGGGCGUCACCUCGUUGCGCCCUUCUGGACGGAGAGCUUCGUGCAGUGGUCGCCGCUGGGCAGCUAUCUCGCCACCAUCGCCGCCCUCCACCCACUGCUGCUCAUACCAAUGCCCUUUCUGGACGGAGAGCUUCGUGCAGUGGUCGCCGCUGGGCAGUUACCUGGCCACCAUCCAUCGCCAGGGCGCUGCUCCCGCACUCGCUUUUCCCUCAAUUGGAUGCACCAUCCCCUUUCCCCCCUCGCCUCCGCCCCAUUUAAAACAAUCCCUCGUGUCACCCUCCGCCCUUCCCCUCCCCUCUUUCAGUUUUGGACGGAGAGCUUCGUGCAGUGGUCCCCGCUGGGCAGCUACCUCGCGACCAUCCAUCGCCAGGGCGCGGCUAUCUGGGCCGGCUCCUCGUGGCAACGCAUCAUGCGCUUCGCUCACCCGCAGGUGGGUUGUGAGGGGUGCAUGGUGGAGCGGCCAUCUGGGCCGGCUCCUCGUGGCAACGCAUCAUGCGCUUCGCUCACCCGCAGGUGGGUUGUGAGGGGUGCAGGUGGGUUGUCAGGGGUGCAGCCCUUCCUUGAGCCCGCUGCCCCCCCGUCUCUCCUUCCUCGUUCCCCCCUUUUCGCUUUUCUCGCAAAUCCCUUACCACGCCAUGUCUUGUGUGUCGAACCUUCCCGCCCUGUCUCGUGUGUCCCUUUUGAGACGCCUCAAAAGUCAUUCCCGCACUGUCUCGUGUGUCUCUUCUCCCCUCACGUUGUGCCGUGCUGCUGUAUUCCCCGUCCUUUCCUCCUCUUCCUCCUUCGCCAACCCCUGACACCAAGCCCUCCGUACAUCAAUUACCCGUUCUCACACUCCCCCCGUCCUGCCCCAAAUCCCUCGCUCUUUACAAUCACGCGCCAGGUGCGCCUGAUUGACUUCUCCCCAGGGGAGCGGUUCCUGGUGACGUACAGCAGCCAUGAACCCGCCAACCCGAGGGACACACAGAAGGUGGUGCUGAACGUGUUUGACGUGCGCACGGGGAAGAGCAUGCGUGAAUUCAAGGGCGCAGCAGACGACUUCGCCACUGGCGGCGCUGGUGGCGUUGCCGGCGUGCAGUGGCCUGUAUUCAGGGACACGCAGAAGGUGGUGCUGAACGUGUUUGAUGUGCGCACGGGCAAGAGCAUGCGCGAGUUCAAGGGCGCCGCGGACGACUUUGCUACUGGCGGCGCCGGUGGCGUUGCUGGUGUGCAGUGGCCUGUAUUCAGGUGGGUUCCGCUGGUCCCUCCCCCUCCCCCUUUCCCUCCCCCGGGCAAGAGCAUGCGCGAGUUCAAGGGCGCCGCGGACGACUUCGCUACUGGCGGCGCCGGUGGGGUCGCUGGUGUGCAGUGGCCUGUAUUCAGGUGGGCUGUGGUAUUCAGGUGGGCUGUGGUAUUCAGGUGGGCUGUGGUAUUCAGGUGGGCUGUGGUCUUCAGGUGGGCUGUGGUCUUCAGGUGGGCUGUGGUCUUCAGGUGGGCGGUGGCCUGUUUCCAGGUGGGUCUUCAGGUAGGUGGUUUGCUCGUCUUCAGGUGGGCGGGCGGGCGAGAGGACAAGUAUUUCGCGCGCAUGGGAAAGAACUGCGUGUCGGUGUAUGAGACGAGCACCAUGGCUCUGCUCGACAAGAAGUGGGCGGGCGGGCGAGAGGACAAGUACUUUGCGCGCAUGGGGAAGAACUGCGUGUCGGUGUAUGAGACGAGCACCAUGGCUCUGCUCGAUAAGAAGUCGCUCAAGGCGGACCACGUGCACGACUUCACGUGGUCGCCCGCUGAACCGCUGCUCGCCAUGUACAUCCCUGAAUCGAAUGGGGGGAAUCAGCCUGCUAGGGUGAGCUUGGUAGCCAUCCCAUCGCGCGAGGAGCUGAGGCAGAAGAACCUAUUCAGUGUGAGCGAGUGCCGCAUGGCGUGGCAGAGCGCGGGCGAGUACCUGGCAGUCAAGGUCGACCGCUACACCAAGACCAAGAAAACCACCUACUCAGGCUUCGAGCUCUUCCGAAUCAAGGAGCGCGACAUUCCAAUCGAAGUCCUCGAGUUAGAAAACAAGAACGACAAAGUCAUCGACUUCGCGUGGGAACCCAAGGGGCAUCGGUUCGCGGUGAUCCACGGGGACGGGCCGAAGCCGGACGUGUCGAUUUACACGAUGAAGCCGGCGGGAGCGGGGGGAGGGGGGGGCGUUGUGAAGGUGGCGAAGCUGACGACGCUGAAGGGGAAGCAGGCGAACACGCUGUGCUGGUCGCCCAUGGGGCGGUUCCUGGUGCUGGCGGGGCUCAAGGGGUUCAACGGGCAGUUAGAGUUCUUCAAUGUGGACGAGCUGGAGACCAUGGGCACUGGCGAGCACUUCAUGGCUACUGAUGUUGAGUGGGACCCCACUGGCAGGGGACUGGGGGGGGAAGGGGGGGAGGCGGAGCUCAAGGGGUUCAACGGGCAGUUAGAGUUCUUCAAUGUGGACGAGCUGGAGACCAUGGGCACUGGCGAGCACUUCAUGGCUACUGAUGUUGAGUGGGACCCCACUGGCAGGGGACUGGGGGGGGAAGGGGGGGAGGCGGAGCUCAAGGGGUUCAACGGGCAGUUUGAGUUCUUCAAUGUGGACGAGCUGGAGACCAUGGGCACUGGCGAGCACUUCAUGGCUACUGAUGUUGAGUGGGACCCCACUGGCAGGGGACUGGGGGGGGAAGGGGGGGAGGCGGAGCUCAAGGGGUUCAACGGGCAGUUUGAGUUCUUCAAUGUGGACGAGCUGGAGACCAUGGGCACUGGCGAGCACUUCAUGGCUACUGAUGUUGAGUGGGACCCCACUGGCAGGGGACUGGGGGGGGAAGGGGGGGAGGCGGAGCUCAAGGGGUUCAACGGGCAGUUAGAGUUCUUCAAUGUGGACGAGCUGGAGACCAUGGGCACUGGCGAGCACUUCAUGGCUACUGAUGUUGAGUGGGACCCCACUGGCAGGGGACUGGGGGGGGAAGGGGGGGAGGCGGAGCUCAAGGGGUUCAACGGGCAGUUAGAGUUCUUCAAUGUGGACGAGCUGGAGACCAUGGGCACUGGCGAGCACUUCAUGGCUACUGAUGUUGAGUGGGACCCCACUGGCAGGGGACUGGGGGGGGAAGGGGGGGAGGCGGAGCUCAAGGGGUUCAACGGGCAGUUAGAGUUCUUCAAUGUGGACGAGCUGGAGACCAUGGGCACUGGCGAGCACUUCAUGGCUACUGAUGUUGAGUGGGACCCCACUGGCAGGGGACUGGGGGGGGAAGGGGGGGAGGCGGAGCUCAAGGGGUUCAACGGGCAGUUAGAGUUCUUCAAUGUGGACGAGCUGGAGACCAUGGGCACUGGCGAGCACUUCAUGGCUACUGAUGUUGAGUGGGACCCCACUGGCAGGGGACUGGGGGGGGAAGGGGGGGAGGCGGAGCUCAAGGGGUUCAACGGGCAGUUAGAGUUCUUCAAUGUGGACGAGCUGGAGACCAUGGGCACUGGCGAGCACUUCAUGGCUACUGAUGUUGAGUGGGACCCCACUGGCAGGGGACUGGGGGGGGAAGGGGGGGAGGCGGAGCUCAAGGGGUUCAACGGGCAGUUAGAGUUCUUCAAUGUGGACGAGCUGGAGACCAUGGGCACUGGCGAGCACUUCAUGGCUACUGAUGUUGAGUGGGACCCCACUGGCAGGGGACUGGGGGGGGAAGGGGGGGAGGCGGAGCUCAAGGGGUUCAACGGGCAGUUAGAGUUCUUCAAUGUGGACGAGCUGGAGACCAUGGGCACUGGCGAGCACUUCAUGGCUACUGAUGUUGAGUGGGACCCCACUGGCAGGGGACUGGGGGGGGAAGGGGGGGAGGCGGAGCUCAAGGGGUUCAACGGGCAGUUAGAGUUCUUCAAUGUGGACGAGCUGGAGACCAUGGGCACUGGCGAGCACUUCAUGGCUACUGAUGUUGAGUGGGACCCCACUGGCAGGGGACUGGGGGGGGAAGGGGGGGAGGCGGAGCUCAAGGGGUUCAACGGGCAGUUAGAGUUCUUCAAUGUGGACGAGCUGGAGACCAUGGGCACUGGCGAGCACUUCAUGGCUACUGAUGUUGAGUGGGACCCCACUGGCAGGGGACUGGGGGGGGAAGGGGGGGAGGCGGAGCUCAAGGGGUUCAACGGGCAGUUAGAGUUCUUCAAUGUGGACGAGCUGGAGACCAUGGGCACUGGCGAGCACUUCAUGGCUACUGAUGUUGAGUGGGACCCCACUGGCAGGGGACUGGGGGGGGAAGGGGGGGAGGCGGAGCUCAAGGGGUUCAACGGGCAGUUAGAGUUCUUCAAUGUGGACGAGCUGGAGACCAUGGGCACUGGCGAGCACUUCAUGGCUACUGAUGUUGAGUGGGACCCCACUGGCAGGGGACUGGGGGGGGAAGGGGGGGAGGCGGAGCUCAAGGGGUUCAACGGGCAGUUAGAGUUCUUCAAUGUGGACGAGCUGGAGACCAUGGGCACUGGCGAGCACUUCAUGGCUACUGAUGUUGAGUGGGACCCCACUGGCAGGGGACUGGGGGGGGAAGGGGGGGAGGCGGAGCUCAAGGGGUUCAACGGGCAGUUAGAGUUCUUCAAUGUGGACGAGCUGGAGACCAUGGGCACUGGCGAGCACUUCAUGGCUACUGAUGUUGAGUGGGACCCCACUGGCAGGGGACUGGGGGGGGAAGGGGGGGAGGCGGAGCUCAAGGGGUUCAACGGGCAGUUAGAGUUCUUCAAUGUGGACGAGCUGGAGACCAUGGGCACUGGCGAGCACUUCAUGGCUACUGAUGUUGAGUGGGACCCCACUGGCAGGGGACUGGGGGGGGAAGGGGGGGAGGCGGAGCUCAAGGGGUUCAACGGGCAGUUAGAGUUCUUCAAUGUGGACGAGCUGGAGACCAUGGGCACUGGCGAGCACUUCAUGGCUACUGAUGUUGAGUGGGACCCCACUGGCAGGGGACUGGGGGGGGAAGGGGGGGAGGCGGAGCUCAAGGGGUUCAACGGGCAGUUAGAGUUCUUCAAUGUGGACGAGCUGGAGACCAUGGGCACUGGCGAGCACUUCAUGGCUACUGAUGUUGAGUGGGACCCCACUGGCAGGGGACUGGGGGGGGAAGGGGGGGAGGCGGAGCUCAAGGGGUUCAACGGGCAGUUAGAGUUCUUCAAUGUGGACGAGCUGGAGACCAUGGGCACUGGCGAGCACUUCAUGGCUACUGAUGUUGAGUGGGACCCCACUGGCAGGGGACUGGGGGGGGAAGGGGGGGAGGCGGAGCUCAAGGGGUUCAACGGGCAGUUAGAGUUCUUCAAUGUGGACGAGCUGGAGACCAUGGGCACUGGCGAGCACUUCAUGGCUACUGAUGUUGAGUGGGACCCCACUGGCAGGGGACUGGGGGGGGAAGGGGGGGAGGCGGAGCUCAAGGGGUUCAACGGGCAGUUAGAGUUCUUCAAUGUGGACGAGCUGGAGACCAUGGGCACUGGCGAGCACUUCAUGGCUACUGAUGUUGAGUGGGACCCCACUGGCAGGGGACUGGGGGGGGAAGGGGGGGAGGCGGAGCUCAAGGGGUUCAACGGGCAGUUAGAGUUCUUCAAUGUGGACGAGCUGGAGACCAUGGGCACUGGCGAGCACUUCAUGGCUACUGAUGUUGAGUGGGACCCCACUGGCAGGGGACUGGGGGGGGAAGGGGGGGAGGCGGAGCUCAAGGGGUUCAACGGGCAGUUAGAGUUCUUCAAUGUGGACGAGCUGGAGACCAUGGGCACUGGCGAGCACUUCAUGGCUACUGAUGUUGAGUGGGACCCCACUGGCAGAGGGGACUGGGGGGGGGAAGGGGGGGAGGCGGAGCUCAAGGGGUUCAACGGGCAGUUAGAGUUCUUCAAUGUGGACGAGCUGGAGACCAUGGGCACUGGCGAGCACUUCAUGGCUACUGAUGUUGAGUGGGACCCCACUGGCAGGGGACUGGGGGGGGAAGGGGGGGAGGCGGAGCUCAAGGGGUUCAACGGGCAGUUAGAGUUCUUCAAUGUGGACGAGCUGGAGACCAUGGGCACUGGCGAGCACUUCAUGGCUACUGAUGUUGAGUGGGACCCCACUGGCAGGGGACUGGGGGGGGAAGGGGGGGAGGCGGAGCUCAAGGGGUUCAACGGGCAGUUAGAGUUCUUCAAUGUGGACGAGCUGGAGACCAUGGGCACUGGCGAGCACUUCAUGGCUACUGAUGUUGAGUGGGACCCCACUGGCAGGGGACUGGGGGGGGAAGGGGGGGAGGCGGAGCUCAAGGGGUUCAACGGGCAGUUAGAGUUCUUCAAUGUGGACGAGCUGGAGACCAUGGGCACUGGCGAGCACUUCAUGGCUACUGAUGUUGAGUGGGACCCCACUGGCAGGGGACUGGGGGGGGAAGGGGGGGAGGCGGAGCUCAAGGGGUUCAACGGGCAGUUAGAGUUCUUCAAUGUGGACGAGCUGGAGACCAUGGGCACUGGCGAGCACUUCAUGGCUACUGAUGUUGAGUGGGACCCCACUGGCAGGGGACUGGGGGGGGAAGGGGGGGAGGCGGAGCUCAAGGGGUUCAACGGGCAGUUAGAGUUCUUCAAUGUGGACGAGCUGGAGACCAUGGGCACUGGCGAGCACUUCAUGGCUACUGAUGUUGAGUGGGACCCCACUGGCAGGGGACUGGGGGGGGAAGGGGGGGAGGCGGAGCUCAAGGGGUUCAACGGGCAGUUAGAGUUCUUCAAUGUGGACGAGCUGGAGACCAUGGGCACUGGCGAGCACUUCAUGGCUACUGAUGUUGAGUGGGACCCCACUGGCAGGGGACUGGGGGGGGAAGGGGGGGAGGCGGAGCUCAAGGGGUUCAACGGGCAGUUAGAGUUCUUCAAUGUGGACGAGCUGGAGACCAUGGGCACUGGCGAGCACUUCAUGGCUACUGAUGUUGAGUGGGACCCCACUGGCAGGGGACUGGGGGGGGAAGGGGGGGAGGCGGAGCUCAAGGGGUUCAACGGGCAGUUAGAGUUCUUCAAUGUGGACGAGCUGGAGACCAUGGGCACUGGCGAGCACUUCAUGGCUACUGAUGUUGAGUGGGACCCCACUGGCAGGGGACUGGGGGGGGAAGGGGGGGAGGCGGAGCUCAAGGGGUUCAACGGGCAGUUAGAGUUCUUCAAUGUGGACGAGCUGGAGACCAUGGGCACUGGCGAGCACUUCAUGGCUACUGAUGUUGAGUGGGACCCCACUGGCAGGGGACUGGGGGGGGAAGGGGGGGAGGCGGAGCUCAAGGGGUUCAACGGGCAGUUAGAGUUCUUCAAUGUGGACGAGCUGGAGACCAUGGGCACUGGCGAGCACUUCAUGGCUACUGAUGUUGAGUGGGACCCCACUGGCAGGGGACUGGGGGGGGAAGGGGGGGAGGCGGAGCUCAAGGGGUUCAACGGGCAGUUAGAGUUCUUCAAUGUGGACGAGCUGGAGACCAUGGGCACUGGCGAGCACUUCAUGGCUACUGAUGUUGAGUGGGACCCCACUGGCAGGGGACUGGGGGGGGAAGGGGGGGAGGCGGAGCUCAAGGGGUUCAACGGGCAGUUAGAGUUCUUCAAUGUGGACGAGCUGGAGACCAUGGGCACUGGCGAGCACUUCAUGGCUACUGAUGUUGAGUGGGACCCCACUGGCAGGGGACUGGGGGGGGAAGGGGGGGAGGCGGAGCUCAAGGGGUUCAACGGGCAGUUAGAGUUCUUCAAUGUGGACGAGCUGGAGACCAUGGGCACUGGCGAGCACUUCAUGGCUACUGAUGUUGAGUGGGACCCCACUGGCAGGGGACUGGGGGGGGAAGGGGGGGAGGCGGAGCUCAAGGGGUUCAACGGGCAGUUAGAGUUCUUCAAUGUGGACGAGCUGGAGACCAUGGGCACUGGCGAGCACUUCAUGGCUACUGAUGUUGAGUGGGACCCCACUGGCAGGGGACUGGGGGGGGAAGGGGGGGAGGCGGAGCUCAAGGGGUUCAACGGGCAGUUAGAGUUCUUCAAUGUGGACGAGCUGGAGACCAUGGGCACUGGCGAGCACUUCAUGGCUACUGAUGUUGAGUGGGACCCCACUGGCAGGGGACUGGGGGGGGAAGGGGGGGAGGCGGAGCUCAAGGGGUUCAACGGGCAGUUAGAGUUCUUCAAUGUGGACGAGCUGGAGACCAUGGGCACUGGCGAGCACUUCAUGGCUACUGAUGUUGAGUGGGACCCCACUGGCAGAGGGGACUGGGGGGGGAAAGGGGGGGAGGCGGAGCUCAAGGGGUUCAACGGGCAGUUAGAGUUCUUCAAUGUGGACGAGCUGGAGACCAUGGGCACUGGCGAGCACUUCAUGGCUACUGAUGUUGAGUGGGACCCCACUGGCAGAGAGGGGACUGGGGGGGAAGGGGGGGAGGCGGAGCUCAAGGGGUUCAACGGGCAGUUAGAGUUCUUCAAUGUGGACGAGCUGGAGACCAUGGGCACUGGCGAGCACUUCAUGGCUACUGAUGUUGAGUGGGACCCCACUGGCAGGGGACUGGGGGGGGAAGGGGGGGAGGCGGAGCUCAAGGGGUUCAACGGGCAGUUAGAGUUCUUCAAUGUGGACGAGCUGGAGACCAUGGGCACUGGCGAGCACUUCAUGGCUACUGAUGUUGAGUGGGACCCCACUGGCAGGGGACUGGGGGGGGAAGGGGGGGAGGCGGAGCUCAAGGGGUUCAACGGGCAGUUAGAGUUCUUCAAUGUGGACGAGCUGGAGACCAUGGGCACUGGCGAGCACUUCAUGGCUACUGAUGUUGAGUGGGACCCCACUGGCAGAGGGGACUGGGGGGGGGAAGGGGGGGAGGCGGAGCUCAAGGGGUUCAACGGGCAGUUAGAGUUCUUCAAUGUGGACGAGCUGGAGACCAUGGGCACUGGCGAGCACUUCAUGGCUACUGAUGUUGAGUGGGACCCCACUGGCAGGGGACUGGGGGGGGAAGGGGGGGAGGCGGAGCUCAAGGGGUUCAACGGGCAGUUAGAGUUCUUCAAUGUGGACGAGCUGGAGACCAUGGGCACUGGCGAGCACUUCAUGGCUACUGAUGUUGAGUGGGACCCCACUGGCAGGGGGGGAGGCGGAGCUCAAGGGUUCAACGGGCAGUUUGAGUUCUUCAAUGUGGACGAGCUGGAGACCAUGGGCACUGGCGAGCACUUCAUGGCUACUGAUGUUGAGUGGGACCCCACUGGCAGGGGACUGGGGGGGGAAGGGGGGGAGGCGGAGCUCAAGGGGUUCAACGGGCAGUUUGAGUUCUUCAAUGUGGACGAGCUGGAGACCAUGGGCACUGGCGAGCACUUCAUGGCUACUGAUGUUGAGUGGGACCCCACUGGCAGGGGACUGGGGGGGGAAGGGGGGGAGGCGGAGCUCAAGGGGUUCAACAGGCAGUUAGAGUUCUUCAAUGUGGACGAGCUGGAGACCAUGGGCACUGGCGAGCACUUCAUGGCUACUGAUGUUGAGUGGGACCCCACUGGCAGGGGACUGGGGGGGGAAGGGGGGGAGGCGGAGCUCAAGGGGUUCAACGGGCAGUUAGAGUUCUUCAAUGUGGACGAGCUGGAGACCAUGGGCACUGGCGAGCACUUCAUGGCUACUGAUGUUGAGUGGGACCCCACUGGCAGGGGACUGGGGGGGGAAGGGGGGGAGGCGGAGCUCAAGGGGUUCAACGGGCAGUUUGAGUUCUUCAAUGUGGACGAGCUGGAGACCAUGGGCACUGGCGAGCACUUCAUGGCUACUGAUGUUGAGUGGGACCCCACUGGCAGGGGACUGGGGGGGGAAGGGGGGGAGGCGGAGCUCAAGGGGUUCAACGGGCAGUUAGAGUUCUUCAAUGUGGACGAGCUGGAGACCAUGGGCACUGGCGAGCACUUCAUGGCUACUGAUGUUGAGUGGGACCCCACUGGCAGGGGACUGGGGGGGGAAGGGGGGGAGGCGGAGCUCAAGGGGUUCAACGGGCAGUUUGAGUUCUUCAAUGUGGACGAGCUGGAGACCAUGGGCACUGGCGAGCACUUCAUGGCUACUGAUGUUGAGUGGGACCCCACUGGCAGGGGACUGGGGGGGGAAGGGGGGGAGGCGGAGCUCAAGGGGUUCAACGGGCAGUUUGAGUUCUUCAAUGUGGACGAGCUGGAGACCAUGGGCACUGGCGAGCACUUCAUGGCUACUGAUGUUGAGUGGGACCCCACUGGCAGGGGACUGGGGGGGGAAGGGGGGGAGGCGGAGCUCAAGGGGUUCAACGGGCAGUUUGAGUUCUUCAAUGUGGACGAGCUGGAGACCAUGGGCACUGGCGAGCACUUCAUGGCUACUGAUGUUGAGUGGGACCCCACUGGCAGAGAGGGGACUGGGGGGGAAGGGGGGGAGGCGGAGCUCAAGGGGUUCAACGGGCAGUUUGAGUUCUUCAAUGUGGACGAGCUGGAGACCAUGGGCACUGGCGAGCACUUCAUGGCUACUGAUGUUGAGUGGGACCCCACUGGCAGGGGACUGGGGGGGGAAGGGGGGGAGGCGGAGCUCAAGGGGUUCAACGGGCAGUUAGAGUUCUUCAAUGUGGACGAGCUGGAGACCAUGGGCACUGGCGAGCACUUCAUGGCUACUGAUGUUGAGUGGGACCCCACUGGCAGGGGACUGGGGGGGGAAGGGGGGGAGGCGGAGCUCAAGGGGUUCAACGGGCAGUUUGAGUUCUUCAAUGUGGACGAGCUGGAGACCAUGGGCACUGGCGAGCACUUCAUGGCUACUGAUGUUGAGUGGGACCCCACUGGCAGGGGACUGGGGGGGGAAGGGGGGGAGGCGGAGCUCAAGGGGUUCAACGGGCAGUUUGAGUUCUUCAAUGUGGACGAGCUGGAGACCAUGGGCACUGGCGAGCACUUCAUGGCUACUGAUGUUGAGUGGGACCCCACUGGCAGGGGACUGGGGGGGGAAGGGGGGGAGGCGGAGCUCAAGGGGUUCAACGGGCAGUUUGAGUUCUUCAAUGUGGACGAGCUGGAGACCAUGGGCACUGGCGAGCACUUCAUGGCUACUGAUGUUGAGUGGGACCCCACUGGCAGGGGACUGGGGGGGGAAGGGGGGGAGGCGGAGCUCAAGGGGUUCAACGGGCAGUUUGAGUUCUUCAAUGUGGACGAGCUGGAGACCAUGGGCACUGGCGAGCACUUCAUGGCUACUGAUGUUGAGUGGGACCCCACUGGCAGUUUAGAGUUCUUCAAUGUGGACGAGCUGGAGACCAUGGGCACUGGCGAGCACUUCAUGGCUACUGAUGUUGAGUGGGACCCCACUGGCAGGGGACUGGGGGGGGAAGGGGGGGAGGCGGAGCUCAAGGGGUUCAACGGGCAGUUUGAGUUCUUCAAUGUGGACGAGCUGGAGACCAUGGGCACUGGCGAGCACUUCAUGGCUACUGAUGUUGAGUGGGACCCCACUGGCAGGGGACUGGGGGGGGAAGGGGGGGAGGCGGAGCUCAAGGGGUUCAACGGGCAGUUUGAGUUCUUCAAUGUGGACGAGCUGGAGACCAUGGGCACUGGCGAGCACUUCAUGGCUACUGAUGUUGAGUGGGACCCCACUGGCAGGGGACUGGGGGGGGAAGGGGGGGAGGCGGAGCUCAAGGGGUUCAACGGGCAGUUUGAGUUCUUCAAUGUGGACGAGCUGGAGACCAUGGGCACUGGCGAGCACUUCAUGGCUACUGAUGUUGAGUGGGACCCCACUGGCAGGGGACUGGGGGGGGAAGGGGGGGAGGCGGAGCUCAAGGGGUUCAACGGGCAGUUUGAGUUCUUCAAUGUGGACGAGCUGGAGACCAUGGGCACUGGCGAGCACUUCAUGGCUACUGAUGUUGAGUGGGACCCCACUGGCAGGGGACUGGGGGGGGAAGGGGGGGAGGCGGAGCUCAAGGGGUUCAACGGGCAGUUUGAGUUCUUCAAUGUGGACGAGCUGGAGACCAUGGGCACUGGCGAGCACUUCAUGGCUACUGAUGUUGAGUGGGACCCCACUGGCAGGGGACUGGGGGGGGAAGGGGGGGAGGCGGAGCUCAAGGGGUUCAACGGGCAGUUUGAGUUCUUCAAUGUGGACGAGCUGGAGACCAUGGGCACUGGCGAGCACUUCAUGGCUACUGAUGUUGAGUGGGACCCCACUGGCAGGGGACUGGGGGGGGAAGGGGGGGAGGCGGAGCUCAAGGGGUUCAACGGGCAGUUUGAGUUCUUCAAUGUGGACGAGCUGGAGACCAUGGGCACUGGCGAGCACUUCAUGGCUACUGAUGUUGAGUGGGACCCCACUGGCAGGGGACUGGGGGGGGAAGGGGGGGAGGCGGAGCUCAAGGGGUUCAACGGGCAGUUUGAGUUCUUCAAUGUGGACGAGCUGGAGACCAUGGGCACUGGCGAGCACUUCAUGGCUACUGAUGUUGAGUGGGACCCCACUGGCAGGGGACUGGGGGGGGAAGGGGGGGAGGCGGAGCUCAAGGGGUUCAACGGGCAGUUUGAGUUCUUCAAUGUGGACGAGCUGGAGACCAUGGGCACUGGCGAGCACUUCAUGGCUACUGAUGUUGAGUGGGACCCCACUGGCAGGGGACUGGGGGGGGAAGGGGGGGAGGCGGAGCUCAAGGGGUUCAACGGGCAGUUUGAGUUCUUCAAUGUGGACGAGCUGGAGACCAUGGGCACUGGCGAGCACUUCAUGGCUACUGAUGUUGAGUGGGACCCCACUGGCAGGGGACUGGGGGGGGAAGGGGGGGAGGCGGAGCUCAAGGGGUUCAACGGGCAGUUUGAGUUCUUCAAUGUGGACGAGCUGGAGACCAUGGGCACUGGCGAGCACUUCAUGGCUACUGAUGUUGAGUGGGACCCCACUGGCAGGGGACUGGGGGGGGAAGGGGGGGAGGCGGAGCUCAAGGGGUUCAACGGGCAGUUUGAGUUCUUCAAUGUGGACGAGCUGGAGACCAUGGGCACUGGCGAGCACUUCAUGGCUACUGAUGUUGAGUGGGACCCCACUGGCAGGGGACUGGGGGGGGAAGGGGGGGAGGCGGAGCUCAAGGGGUUCAACGGGCAGUUUGAGUUCUUCAAUGUGGACGAGCUGGAGACCAUGGGCACUGGCGAGCACUUCAUGGCUACUGAUGUUGAGUGGGACCCCACUGGCAGGGGACUGGGGGGGGAAGGGGGGGAGGCGGAGCUCAAGGGGUUCAACGGGCAGUUUGAGUUCUUCAAUGUGGACGAGCUGGAGACCAUGGGCACUGGCGAGCACUUCAUGGCUACUGAUGUUGAGUGGGACCCCACUGGCAGGGGACUGGGGGGGGAAGGGGGGGAGGCGGAGCUCAAGGGGUUCAACGGGCAGUUUGAGUUCUUCAAUGUGGACGAGCUGGAGACCAUGGGCACUGGCGAGCACUUCAUGGCUACUGAUGUUGAGUGGGACCCCACUGGCAGGGGACUGGGGGGGGAAGGGGGGGAGGCGGAGCUCAAGGGGUUCAACGGGCAGUUUGAGUUCUUCAAUGUGGACGAGCUGGAGACCAUGGGCACUGGCGAGCACUUCAUGGCUACUGAUGUUGAGUGGGACCCCACUGGCAGGGGACUGGGGGGGGAAGGGGGGGAGGCGGAGCUCAAGGGGUUCAACGGGCAGUUUGAGUUCUUCAAUGUGGACGAGCUGGAGACCAUGGGCACUGGCGAGCACUUCAUGGCUACUGAUGUUGAGUGGGACCCCACUGGCAGGGGACUGGGGGGGGAAGGGGGGGAGGCGGAGCUCAAGGGGUUCAACGGGCAGUUUGAGUUCUUCAAUGUGGACGAGCUGGAGACCAUGGGCACUGGCGAGCACUUCAUGGCUACUGAUGUUGAGUGGGACCCCACUGGCAGGGGACUGGGGGGGGAAGGGGGGGAGGCGGAGCUCAAGGGGUUCAACGGGCAGUUUGAGUUCUUCAAUGUGGACGAGCUGGAGACCAUGGGCACUGGCGAGCACUUCAUGGCUACUGAUGUUGAGUGGGACCCCACUGGCAGGGGACUGGGGGGGGAAGGGGGGGAGGCGGAGCUCAAGGGGUUCAACGGGCAGUUUGAGUUCUUCAAUGUGGACGAGCUGGAGACCAUGGGCACUGGCGAGCACUUCAUGGCUACUGAUGUUGAGUGGGACCCCACUGGCAGGGGACUGGGGGGGGAAGGGGGGGAGGCGGAGCUCAAGGGGUUCAACGGGCAGUUUGAGUUCUUCAAUGUGGACGAGCUGGAGACCAUGGGCACUGGCGAGCACUUCAUGGCUACUGAUGUUGAGUGGGACCCCACUGGCAGGGGACUGGGGGGGGAAGGGGGGGAGGCGGAGCUCAAGGGGUUCAACGGGCAGUUUGAGUUCUUCAAUGUGGACGAGCUGGAGACCAUGGGCACUGGCGAGCACUUCAUGGCUACUGAUGUUGAGUGGGACCCCACUGGCAGGCGGGAGCUCAAGGGGUUCAACGGGCAGUUUGAGUUCUUCAAUGUGGACGAGCUGGAGACCAUGGGCACUGGCGAGCACUUCAUGGCUACUGAUGUUGAGUGGGACCCCACUGGCAGGGGACUGGGGGGGGAAGGGGGGGAGGCGGAGCUCAAGGGGUUCAACGGGCAGUUUGAGUUCUUCAAUGUGGACGAGCUGGAGACCAUGGGCACUGGCGAGCACUUCAUGGCUACUGAUGUUGAGUGGGACCCCACUGGCAGGGGACUGGGGGGGGAAGGGGGGGAGGCGGAGCUCAAGGGGUUCAACGGGCAGUUUGAGUUCUUCAAUGUGGACGAGCUGGAGACCAUGGGCACUGGCGAGCACUUCAUGGCUACUGAUGUUGAGUGGGACCCCACUGGCAGGGGACUGGGGGGGGAAGGGGGGGAGGCGGAGCUCAAGGGGUUCAACGGGCAGUUUGAGUUCUUCAAUGUGGACGAGCUGGAGACCAUGGGCACUGGCGAGCACUUCAUGGCUACUGAUGUUGAGUGGGACCCCACUGGCAGAGAGGGGACUGGGGGGGAAGGGGGGGAGGCGGAGCUCAAGGGGUUCAACGGGCAGUUUGAGUUCUUCAAUGUGGACGAGCUGGAGACCAUGGGCACUGGCGAGCACUUCAUGGCUACUGAUGUUGAGUGGGACCCCACUGGCAGGGGACUGGGGGGGGAAGGGGGGGAGGCGGAGCUCAAGGGGUUCAACGGGCAGUUUGAGUUCUUCAAUGUGGACGAGCUGGAGACCAUGGGCACUGGCGAGCACUUCAUGGCUACUGAUGUUGAGUGGGACCCCACUGGCAGGGGACUGGGGGGGGAAGGGGGGGAGGCGGAGCUCAAGGGGUUCAACGGGCAGUUUGAGUUCUUCAAUGUGGACGAGCUGGAGACCAUGGGCACUGGCGAGCACUUCAUGGCUACUGAUGUUGAGUGGGACCCCACUGGCAGGGGACUGGGGGGGGAAGGGGGGGAGGCGGAGCUCAAGGGGUUCAACGGGCAGUUUGAGUUCUUCAAUGUGGACGAGCUGGAGACCAUGGGCACUGGCGAGCACUUCAUGGCUACUGAUGUUGAGUGGGACCCCACUGGCAGGGGACUGGGGGGGGAAGGGGGGAGGCGGAGCUCAAGGGGUUUCAACGGGCAGUUUGAGUUCUUCAAUGUGGACGAGCUGGAGACCAUGGGCACUGGCGAGCACUUCAUGGCUACUGAUGUUGAGUGGGACCCCACUGGCAGGGGACUGGGGGGGGAAGGGGGGGAGGCGGAGCUCAAGGGGUUCAACGGGCAGUUUGAGUUCUUCAAUGUGGACGAGCUGGAGACCAUGGGCACUGGCGAGCACUUCAUGGCUACUGAUGUUGAGUGGGACCCCACUGGCAGGGGACUGGGGGGGGAAGGGGGGGAGGCGGGGCUCAAGGGGUUCAACGGGCAGUUUGAGUUCUUCAAUGUGGACGAGCUGGAGACCAUGGGCACUGGCGAGCACUUCAUGGCUACUGAUGUUGAGUGGGACCCCACUGGCAGGGGACUGGGGGGGGAAGGGGGGGAGGCGGAGCUCAAGGGGUUCAACGGGCAGUUUGAGUUCUUCAAUGUGGACGAGCUGGAGACCAUGGGCACUGGCGAGCACUUCAUGGCUACUGAUGUUGAGUGGGACCCCACUGGCAGGGGACUGGGGGGGGAAGGGGGGGAGGCGGGGCUCAAGGGGUUCAACGGGCAGUUUGAGUUCUUCAAUGUGGACGAGCUGGAGACCAUGGGCACUGGCGAGCACUUCAUGGCUACUGAUGUUGAGUGGGACCCCACUGGCAGGGGACUGGGGGGGGAAGGGGGGGAGGCGGAGCUCAAGGGGUUCAACGGGCAGUUUGAGUUCUUCAAUGUGGACGAGCUGGAGACCAUGGGCACUGGCGAGCACUUCAUGGCUACUGAUGUUGAGUGGGACCCCACUGGCAGGGGACUGGGGGGGGAAGGGGGGGAGGCGGAGCUCAAGGGGUUCAACGGGCAGUUUGAGUUCUUCAAUGUGGACGAGCUGGAGACCAUGGGCACUGGCGAGCACUUCAUGGCUACUGAUGUUGAGUGGGACCCCACUGGCAGAGAGGGGACUGGGGGGGAAGGGGGGGAGGCGGAGCUCAAGGGGUUCAACGGGCAGUUUGAGUUCUUCAAUGUGGACGAGCUGGAGACCAUGGGCACUGGCGAGCACUUCAUGGCUACUGAUGUUGAGUGGGACCCCACUGGCAGGGGACUGGGGGGGGAAGGGGGGGAGGCGGGGCUCAAGGGGUUCAACGGGCAGUUUGAGUUCUUCAAUGUGGACGAGCUGGAGACCAUGGGCACUGGCGAGCACUUCAUGGCUACUGAUGUUGAGUGGGACCCCACUGGCAGGGGACUGGGGGGGGAAGGGGGGGAGGCGGAGCUCAAGGGGUUCAACGGGCAGUUUGAGUUCUUCAAUGUGGACGAGCUGGAGACCAUGGGCACUGGCGAGCACUUCAUGGCUACUGAUGUUGAGUGGGACCCACUGGCAGGUGAGAUGGGCGGUGGUGCAGUGGGGGGGGAGGCGGAGCUCAAGGGGUUCAACGGGCAGUUUGAGUUCUUCAAUGUGGACGAGCUGGAGACCAUGGGCACUGGCGAGCACUUCAUGGCUACUGAUGUUGAGUGGGACCCCACUGGCAGGGGACUGGGGGGGGAAGGGGGGGAGGCGGAGCUCAAGGGGUUCAACGGGCAGUUUGAGUUCUUCAAUGUGGACGAGCUGGAGACCAUGGGCACUGGCGAGCACUUCAUGGCUACUGAUGUUGAGUGGGACCCCACUGGCAGAGAGGGGACUGGGGGGGAAGGGGGGGAGGCGGAGCUCAAGGGGUUCAACGGGCAGUUUGAGUUCUUCAAUGUGGACGAGCUGGAGACCAUGGGCACUGGCGAGCACUUCAUGGCUACUGAUGUUGAGUGGGACCCCACUGGCAGGGGACUGGGGGGGGAAGGGGGGGAGGCGGAGCUCAAGGGGUUCAACGGGCAGUUUGAGUUCUUCAAUGUGGACGAGCUGGAGACCAUGGGCACUGGCGAGCACUUCAUGGCUACUGAUGUUGAGUGGACCCCACUGGCAGGGGGGGAGGCGGAGCUCAAGGGGUUCAACGGGCAGUUUGAGUUCUUCAAUGUGGACGAGCUGGAGACCAUGGGCACUGGCGAGCACUUCAUGGCUACUGAUGUUGAGUGGGACCCCACUGGCAGGGGACUGGGGGGGGAAGGGGGGGAGGCGGAGCUCAAGGGGUUCAACGGGCAGUUUGAGUUCUUCAAUGUGGACGAGCUGGAGACCAUGGGCACUGGCGAGCACUUCAUGGCUACUGAUGUUGAGUGGGACCCCACUGGCAGGGGACUGGGGGGGGAAGGGGGGGAGGCGGAGCUCAAGGGGUUCAACGGGCAGUUUGAGUUCUUCAAUGUGGACGAGCUGGAGACCAUGGGCACUGGCGAGCACUUCAUGGCUACUGAUGUUGAGUGGGACCCCACUGGCAGGGGACUGGGGGGGGAAGGGGGGGAGGCGGAGCUCAAGGGGUUCAACGGGCAGUUUGAGUUCUUCAAUGUGGACGAGCUGGAGACCAUGGGCACUGGCGAGCACUUCAUGGCUACUGAUGUUGAGUGGGACCCCACUGGCAGGGGACUGGGGGGGGAAGGGGGGGAGGCGGAGCUCAAGGGGUUCAACGGGCAGUUUGAGUUCUUCAAUGUGGACGAGCUGGAGACCAUGGGCACUGGCGAGCACUUCAUGGCUACUGAUGUUGAGUGGGACCCCACUGGCAGGGGACUGGGGGGGGAAGGGGGGGAGGCGGGGCUCAAGGGGUUCAACGGGCAGUUUGAGUUCUUCAAUGUGGACGAGCUGGAGACCAUGGGCACUGGCGAGCACUUCAUGGCUACUGAUGUUGAGUGGGACCCCACUGGCAGGGGACUGGGGGGGGAAGGGGGGGAGGCGGAGCUCAAGGGGUUCAACGGGCAGUUUGAGUUCUUCAAUGUGGACGAGCUGGAGACCAUGGGCACUGGCGAGCACUUCAUGGCUACUGAUGUUGAGUGGGACCCCACUGGCAGGGGACUGGGGGGGGAAGGGGGGGAGGCGGAGCUCAAGGGGUUCAACGGGCAGUUUGAGUUCUUCAAUGUGGACGAGCUGGAGACCAUGGGCACUGGCGAGCACUUCAUGGCUACUGAUGUUGAGUGGGACCCCACUGGCAGGGGACUGGGGGGGGAAGGGGGGGAGGCGGAGCUCAAGGGGUUCAACGGGCAGUUUGAGUUCUUCAAUGUGGACGAGCUGGAGACCAUGGGCACUGGCGAGCACUUCAUGGCUACUGAUGUUGAGUGGGACCCCACUGGCAGGCGGGAGCUCAAGGGGUUCAACGGGCAGUUUGAGUUCUUCAAUGUGGACGAGCUGGAGACCAUGGGCACUGGCGAGCACUUCAUGGCUACUGAUGUUGAGUGGGACCCCACUGGCAGGGGACUGGGGGGGGAAGGGGGGGAGGCGGAGCUCAAGGGGUUCAACGGGCAGUUUGAGUUCUUCAAUGUGGACGAGCUGGAGACCAUGGGCACUGGCGAGCACUUCAUGGCUACUGAUGUUGAGUGGGACCCCACUGGCAGGGGACUGGGGGGGGAAGGGGGGGAGGCGGAGCUCAAGGGGUUCAACGGGCAGUUUGAGUUCUUCAAUGUGGACGAGCUGGAGACCAUGGGCACUGGCGAGCACUUCAUGGCUACUGAUGUUGAGUGGGACCCCACUGGCAGGGGACUGGGGGGGGAAGGGGGGGAGGCGGAGCUCAAGGGGUUCAACGGGCAGUUUGAGUUCUUCAAUGUGGACGAGCUGGAGACCAUGGGCACUGGCGAGCACUUCAUGGCUACUGAUGUUGAGUGGGACCCCACUGGCAGGGGGGAGGCGGAGCUCAAGGGGUUCAACGGGCAGUUUGAGUUCUUCAAUGUGGACGAGCUGGAGACCAGGGGGGAGGCGGAGCUCAAGGGGUUCAACGGGCAGUUUGAGUUCUUCAAUGUGGACGAGCUGGAGACCAUGGGCACUGGCGAGCACUUCAUGGCUACUGAUGUUGAGUGGGACCCCACUGGCAGAGAGGGGACUGGGGGGGAAGGGGGGGAGGCGGAGCUCAAGGGGUUCAACGGGCAGUUUGAGUUCUUCAAUGUGGACGAGCUGGAGACCAUGGGCACUGGCGAGCACUUCAUGGCUACUGAUGUUGAGUGGGACCCCACUGGCAGGGGACUGGGGGGGGAAGGGGGGGAGGCGGAGCUCAAGGGGUUCAACGGGCAGUUUGAGUUCUUCAAUGUGGACGAGCUGGAGACCGGUUUGGGUGUGCAUGGCUGUGAAGAGAGGGGACUGGGGGGGGAAGGGGGGGAGGCGGAGCUCAAGGGGUUCAACGGGCAGUUUGAGUUCUUCAAUGUGGAUGAGCUGGAGACCAUGGGCACUGGCGAGCACUUCAUGGCUACUGAUGUUGAGUGCGACCCCACUGGCAGGGGACUGGGGGGGGAAGGGGGGGAGGCGGGGCUCAAGGGGUUCAACGGGCAGUUUGAGUUCUUCAAUGUGGAUGAGCUGGAGACCAUGGGCACUGGCGAGCACUUCAUGGCUACUGAUGUUGAGUGCGACCCCACUGGCAGGGGGGGAGGCGGGCUCAAGGGGUUCAACGGGCAGUUUGAGUUCUUCAAUGUGGAUGAGCUGGAGACCGUGGGCACUGGCGAGCACUUCAUGGCUACUGAUGUUGAGUGGGACCCCACUGGCAGGGGACUGGGGGGGGAAGGGGGGGAGGCGGGGCUCAAGGGGUUCAACGGGCAGUUUGAGUUCUUCAAUGUGGAUGAGCUGGAGACCAUGGGCACUGGCGAGCACUUCAUGGCUACUGAUGUUGAGUGGGACCCCACUGGCAGGGGACUGGGGGGGGAAGGGGGGGAGGCGGGGCUCAAGGGGUUCAACGGGCAGUUUGAGUUCUUCAAUGUGGAUGAGCUGGAGGACCGGGGGGAGGCGGGGCUCAAGGGGUUCAACGGGCAGUUUGAGUUCUUCAAUGUGGAUGAGCUGGAGACAUGGGCACUGGCGAGCACUUCAUGGCUACUGAUGGGACUGGGGGGGAAGGGGGGGGAGGCGGGGCUCAAGGGGUUCAACGGGCAGUUUGAGUUCUUCAAUGUGGAUGAGCUGGAGACCAUGGGCACUGGCGAGCACUUCAUGGCUACUGAUGUUGAGUGGGACCCCACUGGCAGGGGACUGGGGGGGGAAGGGGGGGAGGCGGAGCUCAAGGGGUUCAACGGGCAGUUUGAGUUCUUCAAUGUGGAUGAGUUGGAGACCAUGGGCACUGGCGAGCACUUCAUGGCUACUGAUGUUGAGUGGGACCCCACUGGCAGGGGACUGGGGGGGGAAGGGGGGGAGGCGGGGCUCAAGGGGUUCAACGGGCAGUUUGAGUUCUUCAAUGUGGAUGAGCUGGGGACCAUGGGCACUGGCGAGCACUUCAUGGCUACUGAUGUUGAGUGGGACCCCACUGGCAGGGGACUGGGGGGGGAAGGGGGGGAGGCGGGGCUGAAGGGGUUCAACGGGCAGUUUGAGUUCUUCAAUGUGGAUGAGCUGGGGACCAUGGGCACUGGCGAGCACUUCAUGGCUACUGAUGUUGAGUGGGACCCCACUGGCAGGGGACUGGGGGGGGAAGGGGGGGAGGCGGAGCUCAAGGGGUUCAACGGGCAGUUUGAGUUCUUCAAUGUGGACGAGCUGGAGACCGUGGGCAUUGGCGAGCACUUCAUGGCUACUGAUGUUGAGUGCGACCCCACUGGCAGGCGGGAGCUCAAGGGGUUCAACGGGCAGUUUGAGUUCUUCAAUGUGGAUGAGCUGGAGACCAUGGGCACUGGCGAGCACUUCAUGGCUACUGAUGUUGAGUGGGACCCCACUGGCAGAGAGGGGACUGGGGGGGAAGGGGGGGAGGCGGGGCUCAAGGGGUUCAACGGGCAGUUUGAGUUCUUCAAUGUGGAUGAGCUGGAGACCAUGGGCACUGGCGAGCACUUCAUGGCUACUGAUGUUGAGUGGGACCCCACUGGCAGAGGGGGACUGGGGGGGGAAGGGGGGGAGGCGGGGCUGAAGGGGUUCAACGGGCAGUUUGAGUUCUUCAAUGUGGAUGAGCUGGGGACCAUGGGCACUGGCGAGCACUUCAUGGCUACUGAUGUUGAGUGGGACCCCCACUGGCAGAGGGGACUGGGGGGGGAAGGGGGGGAGGCGGGGCUGAAGGGGUUCAACGGGCAGUUUGAGUUCUUCAAUGUGGAUGAGCUGGGGACCAUGGGCACUGGCGAGCACUUCAUGGCUACUGAUGUUGAGUGGGACCCCACUGGCAGGGGACUGGGGGGGGAAGGGGGGGAGGCGGAGCUCAAGGGGUUCAACGGGCAGUUUGAGUUCUUCAAUGUGGAUGAGUUGGAGACCAUGGGCACUGGCGAGCACUUCAUGGCUACUGAUGUUGAGUGGGACCCCACUGGCAGGGGACUGGGGGGGGAAGGGGGGGAGGCGGGGCUCAAGGGGUUCAACGGGCAGUUUGAGUUCUUCAAUGUGGACGAGCUGGAGACCAUGGGCACGGGGGAGCAUUUCAUGGCCACGGAUGUCGAGUGGGACCCCACUGGCAGGUACCUAGCAACAGCAGUGACGUCGGUGCAUCAGAUGGAGAACGGAUUCCACAUCUGGUCCUUCAGCGACCGCCUUACUGCUCACUUUUGUACCUGGCAACAGCAGUACCUGGCAACAGCAGUGACGUCGGUGCAUCAGAUGGAGAACGGAUUCCACAUCUGGUACCUGGCAACAGCAGUGACGUCGGUGCAUCAGAUGGAGAACGGAUUCCACAUCUGGUCCUUCAGUGGCCGCAUGCUCUACCAGCUGCCGCGCGACCGCUUCAUGCAGGGGCGAGGCUGUCGAUUUUCGAUGCCUCGACUCAUCCCUCGCUGGAUCCCUUGGGCUGCCGAACAUCGCCGUGAUGGUGAAAGGAAGUUCCUUUGGAGGCCCCGUCCGGCCUCCCUGCUGCCCGCAGAGAAAGAGGCAGAAGUUUCCAAGAACCUGCGCAAGUACAGCCGAAAGUACGAGGUGGAGGACGAGGAGGCCGGGGCGGCGUCGAGCGCUGCAGAGGUGGAGAGGCGGCGCAUGGUGCUGGACGAGUGGCGGCAGUGGCAGGCGGAGUGGCGGCACAUUGACGAGCAGGAGGAGAAGCUGCGGGCGGCGAUCAGCGGAGGAGUGAAGGAGGAGGAGGAGGAGUAUAAGGCGGAGGAGGUGGAGGUGGAGGAGAUUAUCGACAUUCAGGAGGAGAUUGAGAGGUUUGAGUGA
Closterium sp. Naga37s-1 is the source of this 23598-nucleotide messenger RNA. The record is from the annotation of a GenBank genome assembly. Lineage: Eukaryota; Viridiplantae; Streptophyta; Zygnematophyceae; Desmidiales; Closteriaceae.